AUGGAUCCGACAUUGAGCGCGCGUCCCGAUGAUGCCCUACCGAAUCCAGGAAAUAGUCCCGAAUAUCUGCGCCCUCGUACACAAUCCAACGCGCGUACACGUCUUCUCGCUCUGCCUGCAGAGGUUCGCGAAAAUAUUUACAAUUUUACCCUCGUUAGCAGCAAUGAGGUCACCGUCGACAAGAAAUGCGUCAGGUUCGACAAGGCACCAGCCCCCCACGUCCUCGCCUUACUGAGGACCUGUCGACAAAUCUACAUUGAAUCGCGUCUGGUGUUUUACUCCGGAAAUAAUUUCAAAUUUCCCUACGAAGUCUUCCUGCGCUGCUACCGGUCCAAGAACUGCAUGCUAUCGCGCGAACAACUGGAAACUAUCCAGAGCGUUGUCUUCGGCCAGGCACGGCUUUACUACUGGUCCGGAACAGAGUGGGAUUAUCCCUGGAUGGCGGGUAGGAAGAUCUUUCCGAACUUAAAGAAGGCUGUGUUGCGGGGUCUUGAUCCAAAGCAAAUCUUAGAGCGUGAUACUGUGGUGGGAGGGAGUGUCACUUGGGUGAAAUACCUUGACAUCCAGAAGGGCAUCAAGUUUGAGGUCAUCAUCGAAGAUCAUUCAUAG
Molecule: messenger RNA, 609 nt
Organism: Alternaria arbusti
Lineage: Eukaryota; Fungi; Ascomycota; Dothideomycetes; Pleosporales; Pleosporaceae
Exons: 2
Coding region: 1-609 (202 amino acids)
Source: RefSeq, a predicted model, not a curated record